CUCCAGAAGAAAAGGAUGCAAUUAAAGGACAAUAUGAAAAGCUCACGGAUGCUUACGGCUGCUUAGGAGAGCUUCAGCUUAAAUGUGGUAACGCUCGGCUGCACUUCCUGGUCCUGGUGACAGGCUGUACGUCGGUUGGAAAAAUCCUGGACGCUGAAGUUUACAAAAUUACUGCAACAGAUUUCUGUCCUCUCCAGGAAGAAACCAAGGAAGAGGAGCGUGUUACUGCCUUGAAGAAAAUACUGAACUCUGGGAUGUUCUAUUUCUGCUGGCCUAAUGCAGGCUCAAACUUUGACUUGACUGUGCGGGCUCAGAAGCAGGGUGAUAACCACUAUGAAUCUGGUAACUCCUUCUUCUGGUUAGUAUUGCAUGUUAAACCAAAGUAUUCUGUCAUCCCUACCUGUAUCUUAUUGGUCAUAUUCCCUCUCAGAGGGAAAUGAACAUAUGCAUUUCAGGUACACCUCCUUGCAUUUCAUUGUCAUGUCAUUUUACAGUGCAUGGGGCCUUAGUGAAUUCAUGGCAAACCUGGGUCAAACAAGUAACUUCUGUUUAACUAAAAUUAAUCUGAUAGUGAAAUACAACUCUAAUAUUUUGUGUUUUUAAGAAGAAAACACAA
This is a messenger RNA of Antrostomus carolinensis (chuck-will's-widow), 616 nucleotides long. RefSeq names its product synaptojanin-2-like. The annotation marks the transcript as partial. Gene Ontology annotation, molecular function: phosphatase activity. NCBI's taxonomy places the organism in Eukaryota, Metazoa, Chordata, Aves, Caprimulgiformes, Caprimulgidae. The record is from RefSeq and is a predicted model, not a curated record. The transcript has 2 exons.